AUGGGAAAUAUAAUUAAAAAAUUACUAAAGAGUUAUAAUAAUGUAGGAAAUAAAAAAAAUGAAUAUAAGUUUGGGAAAAUAUUAGGGUGUGGAUCUUUUGGGGUUGUAAGAGAAUGUAUUAACAAAGAGACAAACGAAAUAUAUGCUGUUAAAAUAAUUAAAAAGAAAAAAAAACAUAAAAAAAAUUCAAAUUUUGAAAAAAUGGUUAAAAAUGAAAUAAAUUAUUUAUCUAUAAUGAGCCACGAAAAUAUUAUAAAACUCAAAGAUUUUUUUGAAGAUAAAAAUAAGUUUUAUAUAGUUUUAGAAAAAUGUGAAGGGGGAGAAUUAUUUUAUAAAAUUGUUAAAAAUAAAUGUUUAUUGGAAAGUGAAUCAAUUCAAAUUGUUCGUCAGGUUUGUUGUACCUUGGAGUAUUUACAUUCAAACAAUAUUAUUCAUAGAGAUAUUAAGGCGGAAAAUUUUUUAUUUAAAAAUAAAAAUGCAGAAAAUAUAAAAUUAAUAGACUUUGGAAUGGCUAAAACGGUUAAUUGUGAAUAUUUAACUGAGUUAUGUGGGUCACCUCAUUAUAUUUCCCCCGAAUUGAUAAGAAAAAAAUAUACAUUGUCAUCAGAUAUUUGGGCCCUUGGUGUAAUGGUUUUUUUUAUGUUAACAGGGAAAUAUCCAUUUGAAGGAAAAGACACACAAAAAGUUGUAGAUGAAAUACUAAACAAGAAUAUCAAUUGGAAAGACAAAGAAUUUUCUUCAUUAUCAGUUGAGGCCAUAGACUUUCUAAAAAAACUUCUUGAACGCAAUGAAAGAAAAAGGCUCACAGCAUUUGAAGCCCUCAAUCAUCCAUGGAUUAAAUUGGAAAUGGAAUAA
Messenger RNA from Plasmodium vinckei vinckei, 855 nucleotides. RefSeq names its product calcium-dependent protein kinase, putative. NCBI's taxonomy places the organism in Eukaryota, Apicomplexa, Aconoidasida, Haemosporida, Plasmodiidae. Gene Ontology annotation, molecular function: calcium-dependent protein serine/threonine kinase activity; calmodulin binding; ATP binding. Gene Ontology annotation, biological process: intracellular signal transduction; protein autophosphorylation; peptidyl-serine phosphorylation. The transcript has 9 exons. The coding region runs from base 1 to 855 and encodes 284 amino acids. Gene Ontology annotation, cellular component: cytoplasm; nucleus. The record is from RefSeq and is a predicted model, not a curated record.